Messenger RNA from Corythoichthys intestinalis (scribbled pipefish), 8299 nucleotides. It is a transcript of the gene nagpa, whose product is annotated as N-acetylglucosamine-1-phosphodiester alpha-N-acetylglucosaminidase. The coding region runs from base 124 to 1533 and encodes 469 amino acids. The transcript has 11 exons. Gene Ontology annotation, biological process: secretion of lysosomal enzymes. The record is from RefSeq and is a predicted model, not a curated record. NCBI's taxonomy places the organism in Eukaryota, Metazoa, Chordata, Actinopteri, Syngnathiformes, Syngnathidae.
GAAACCGCGGGGAGUUUACUUUUCUGAUCGUUUUUUUUUAUGAGACCUAAAACAGUCGAAAUGCAGCGUGACAAGAAGAAAAAAAGUCACUUGGGAGUUUAUUAGAGGAGAGGAACUCCUCUCAUGGGAACGAGACGGGGAGACGUGGGGCUCUCAUGGCUGCUUUUAUGUCUCUUUUGCCGGUUAUGGACGAGCCGAAGUUCCGCUUGUGGCGCAUCGAUGACGGACGAUGUCCUUCGGCCGUACACGGACGGCCACGGGCCUCGCCACUCGCACCGCUACGUCCGGGACUGUCAGCCCCGCGUGCAUGGCAAUCGUACACACGAGAGCUUUCCCGCCAGUAACCAGAGCGAUUCGCCGUUGGCUGAGACUAAACUAGUCGUGCACAAGCUGCCUGGACGUGUUGUGAGUGGUCACUUUACGGUGGUCAGCGAGCCGCUACGGACCCUUUCGGUGCUCGAGCCAGGACACCCGGGAGGCUGCAACUCUUCACGCUUGGCCACGGUACAGGAGACGACAGAGGCCGCCGGCUGCAUAGUCGCCCUAAAUGGCGGCUUUUUCAACACCGUCACAGGACAAUGUCUGGGCAACCUGGUGAGCGACGGAAGGAUGGUGCGAGACAGCGGCGGAGUGCAGAAUGCUCAAUUUGGCAUCAAGAAGGAUGGGACACUGGUGUUCGGGUAUCUGUCUCAGGACGAAGUCUUGGACCAGUCCAACCCCUUUGUUCAGUUGGUGAGCGGAGUUGUGUGGCUGCUUCGAAACGGCGAGGUUUACGUCGAAUCCAGUCUGGAGGCCGAGUGCGACAAGACGCAGGAGACCGGCGCCUUCCGCUAUUUCACCGACGUCUUGUCGGCUAGGACGGUGUUGGGCCACGACGCUGAGGGAAGGGUGAUUUUAUUCCAGGUGGACGGACAGACAGGAGUAACGGGAAUGAGUCUUUGGGAAACGGCCGACUUCCUGAAAAGUCACGGUGUCAUCAACGCCAUUAAUUUGGACGGCGGCGGCUCUUCCACGUUCGUGUCCAAAGGCUCCUUGGCAAACUACCCAUCUGACACAUGCAAAGCAGACAAUAGAUGGCGUUGCGCUCGAGCCGUUUCCACCGUUCUGUGCGUCCAUCCAAGGCGUUGCCAGCUGUCGGACUGCGGUCCUCACGGAGUCUGUGACGACGGUGUUUGCGUGUGCGAUGUCGGAUGGAGAGGAGAGAACUGCAGUCAAGAGUGCCUGCCUGGUUUUUAUGGCGAAAGCUGCAAUCAGACGUGUGCCUGCAUGAAUGGUGGCUCCUGCCAUCACGUGCAUGGAGGUUGCAGCUGUGCUCCAGGAUUCUAUGGAAAAAAUUGUGAAGAUGGACGCUCGCUGACCAAAGAGCAAGAAAAUCAAUACCUAACUGAAGCAACAUGGCUGAUGCUAACCAUCAUCCUGAGCCUUCUGCUGUUGCUCAGCUUGCUAGUUCUAGCGGCGUGGCUAUGCAGGCGCUCGCCGGCGACCGACUUGCGUGCCAGCUACUCCUACCUGCCUUUGAUCACCACGGACUGAGGGGUGUCUGUGAAAUGCGAAUUGUUCUAGCUCUCUGGAAUUAAUUUCAUCCAGAACAGAAAGCUAAUUGAGAAGUUCCGGUCAUUUCCAAACACUGGAAAAGCUCAAAGCUGUAAGGUUUGUAGCUUUUUUCACUUUCAUCUGUCAACGUUGCACUGUACUUUGAUAUGAAUCAAGGGUUUAAAUAUUUUCAGGGAAAUUAGGACUGACUUUGCUUUUCGAGUUCACACUUAGCAGACAUUCCAGACAGAAUGAUUGUAUUGUAGAUUGAGGGAUUUCUCAGGAAUACGUGCUGCUGCUACCUUUGAGCUGAUAAAAUGCAAAUAUUGUCAAAUUAUGUUUGUAGAACUAUUUCAAUAUUAGUUGAGGGAAUACUAAACAAUUGAAAAAAUAAAAUACUUGUUUUUCCUGUUCUGACAAUUUUCGUUGGUUUAGUGCGGGAGUUGGCAACCCAUGUUUUGAAAGCCGCAUGCGGCUCUUUAGCGCCACCCUAGUGCCUCCCUGGAGCAUUUAUAAAAAUGUUUCAAAACGGAAAAAGAUGGUUGAGAGAAAUACAUUUUUUGUUUUGGUAUGGUUUCUGUAGGAGGACAAAAAUGACACAACCAUUCUUAACGUUUUCCAAUGCUGUAAAUUGUGGAAAAAAUAUUAAAUUACAACAUUUCUGUCAAUGAAGAUUUGCGUCAUAGCCUGUUACACACGUUUCUAUCAGGGCGGGAUGCCAGGCAGGUGGCUAUUGUAAACAAACCGGCAGCCGAGUAUCCUUAGAGGGGCGCAAAAAUAGAUUUAAGAAGUGGAUUGCAUCGCCAAACUCCACUACUGCUGCAUGUUUUGUUGCAACCUGGGAGAUAAUAAAUUGAGGAAAACCACAUGGUGAGUACAUGAAGGAGACAUUCAUCAACAUAUCAGAACACUUAUUUGCAGACUUCAAAAACAAAACCGAGAUAAUAAAGAAAAUCAAAGACAUGCCCAGAUAAGGGGCGUGUUGUGUAUGUUCCAUUUUGUUGUUUUUUUGAAACCUCAAAAUAAAAAUGACAUCAAAAAUCGGAUUUCUUUAUUGAAUUUCUAUAAUUUCAUAAAAGCAAUGAAACAAUUCCUUAAUAUUGUAACGAAGUUAAGCUUGAGGUGGCAUCAUACAACAGAGUAGUCACAUGGUGCGUUGGAUGCACUGCAGGGAAAAAGGCUCAUUAUUAGGCUUUUUUAAGGCUUUUAAUUUUUUGCAGCUCUUGGCAUAUUUGUUUUUUGUUUUUUUGGGCCAAUAUGGCUCUUUCAACAUUUUUGGUUGCCGACCCCUGGUUAAGGGAGAAAAGGAAAAAAACUGGUAGAAUAUAAUGGCACUUUGUUGACGCUAGAGGACGCCAAAGCGAAAUAAGCAAGUAAGGAGGGUAACUAUUCUCUACAUUGGAGCUUUUACUUUUUAGCAGGGCUGUCAAACGAAUAAAAUUUUUAAUCGAGUUAAUUACAGCUUAAAAAUUAAUUAAUAGUAAUUAAUCGCAAUUCAAACCAUCUAUAAAAUAAGCCAUAUUUUCUGUUAAUUAUUGUUGGAAUGGAAAGAUAAAGACACAAGACUGAUAUAUACAUUCAACAUACAGUACAUAAGUACUGCAUCUGUUCAUCAUAACAAUAAAUCAACAAGAUGGCAUUAUGAUAUAUAAAAUAUGCCAUAUUUUUCUGUUAAUUAUUGUUGGAAUGGAAAGACACGACACAAGACUGAUAUACAUUCAACAUACGGUACAUAAGUACUGUGUUUAUUAUAACAAUAAAUCAACAAGAUGGCAUUAACAUUAUUAACAUUCUCUUAAAGCGAUCCACGGAUAGAAAGACUUGUAGUUCUUAAAAGAUAAUUGUUAGUACAAGUUAUAGAAAUUUUAUAUUAAAACCCCUCUUAAUGUUUUCGUUUUAUCAAAAUUUGUAAAAUUUUCAAUCAAAAAAUAAACUAGUAGCUCACCAUAGUUGAUGUCAAUAUUUACACAAUGCUCAUGGUGCUUAAACUCAUAAAAUCAGCACUAAAGCACCAGCAGAUGGAGACAAGAAACACAAGUAACAAGUGGACAUGACACUAGGCUGUCAUUUAAUGUGUUUUAGCAGGGCAUGUGCGUUAAUUGCGUCAAAUAUUUUAACGUGAUUAAUUGUUCAUCAUCGUGUUCAGCUGCUUUACAUGAGUGCAAUAACUCAUAUUCUUUAUUCUUGUUUUUUUUACAUAAUGCACAACUCAGAUUGUAUGUUUUUUGUGGAAUAAUCUAAAUGUGUUAGGGUGUGCGGGAGCAGGAAGGGAUCCCAGUGCAGACAAACGGUUCUGGAGAGUAGUAUUUUAUUAGCGAUCACGAGAAAGAGCGUGGUGGUUGGAAGUUUGCUUGGCUCGGGGUAGUUGAGCUGACGAGGAGGCUCGGAAGGGAGGCAGGCGAGGAAUCCGACGAGGGGCGCGCAGAUCAGGUCCUGGAAACAAAAGAUAUCGUGAGCCGGAGGUAAAAGCCAAUAGGUACACUAGGGAUGCGAGAAUCAACUGACGUGGAAAACAGACAAGUUGUUCGGGCGACGUGGUGGUGCGUCCGCUGGGCUUUUAAGCUGGCUGCUCCACCCGUCUGACGUUCGACCUGUAAUCAGGCAAAACUCCCCUCACCUGAGGCAGGGCUCAGGAAGGAGGGACGGAGGCCCUAACAAAAUGUAACAUGUAUUUGUUACAGUGGUAUGAAAAAGUAUCUGAACCUUUUGGAAUUUCUCACAUUUCUGCAUAAAAUCACCAUCAAAUAUGAUCUGGUCUUUGUCAAAAUCAGAGAUGAAAAAACAGUGUCUGCUUUGACUAAAAGCACCCAAACAUUUAUAGGUUUUCAUAUUUUAAUGAAGAUAGUAUGCAAACAACGACAGAGGGGGGAAAAAUGAGUAAGUGACCCAUCACAUUUAUUACUUUGUGCCCCCGCCCCCUAGACGCUUCCUGUAGCUGCAGAUCAAUCUGGCACAUCGAUCAGGACUAAUCUUGGCCCGUUCUCCUCUAUAAAACUGCUGUAGUUCAUUCAGAUACCUAGGAUGUCUGACAUGAAUCGCUGUCUUUAGGUCGUACCACAGCAUCUCAAUGGGGUUCAAGUCUGGACUUUGACUUGGCCACUCCAGAACGUGUAUUUUGUUCUUCUGAUACCAUUUUGAAGUUCAUUUAUUUCUAUGUUUUGGAUCAUUGUCUUGUUGCAGCAUCCAUCCUCUUUUUAGCUUCAACUGUCUGACAGACGGCCUCAGGUUUUCCUGCAAAACAUCCUGAUAAACCUUUGAAUUCAUUCUUCCAUUAAUGAUUGCAAGUUGUCCAGGCCCUGAGCUAGCAAAACAGCCCCAAAUCAUAAUACUCCCUCCACUAUGCUUCACGGUGGGGUUGAGGUGUUGAUCUUGAUGAGCUGUUCCAUUUUUCCUACACACAUGACAUUGUGUGUCGCUCCCAAACAAUUAAACUUUGGUUUCUUCAGUCCACAGGAAUUUUUGCCAAAACUCCUGUGGAGUGUCAAGUGCCUUUUUUUGCGAACAUUAAACAAGCAACAAUUAUUUAAAAAAAAAAAAACAUUUUUAAGACAGCAGAAGCUUCCUCCGUGGAGUUCUCCCAUGAACACCAUUCUUGGCCAUUGUUUUACAUAUAGUUAAAGUAUGCACAGAGAUAUUGGACUUCUGCGAGUGAUUUCUGUAAGUCUUUAGCAGACACUCUAGGGUUCUUUAUGACCUCUCUCAGUAUUCUGCGCUGAACUCUUGCCGUCAUCUUUGGUGGUCGGCCACUCCUUGGGAGAGAAGCAACAGUGCCAAACUAUCUCCAUUCGUAGACAACUUCUCUGACUGUCGAGUGAUGAACAUCCAGACUUUUAAAGAUGGUCUUAUGUCCUUUCCCAGCUUUAUACAAAUAAACAAUCCUUGAUCGCAGGUCUACAGACAGCUCUUUUGACAGGGCCGUGAUGCACACCUGACGAUACUUCUCAUCAAGACACUUUUUACCAGGUGUGUGUUUUAUAGUGGGCAGGGCAGCUUUAAACCACUCAUCAGUAGCCACGUUUACAUGCUGACUUUUAUUCAUACCGAUUCAAAUAAUUCCGAAUGGAAAUUUUACAUCAGCUGUUUACAUGUCACUUCAUCUAUUCCGAUCCAGCAUUUACAUGUGACUGCCUUUAUUCCGAAAGGACGUUUGACAACUGCCGUCUGACAUGCGCAGAUUAAUCAAAACAAAGCGUCACGUUGCAAAACAUGGAGAUCGAUCGUCAGAUCAGCUGCUGUUUUAACUUUUCGAGUGGAAACAAAACUUCAGAAUGAUACGCCGUUCAUUUAAUUAGUUGUGUGGGUGCGCUGUGCGUGUGCUUGGAAGCCAUGUUGAAAGUGACGUUACUUACGUCACCAAGUGACGUCAACACGUCAGUACGGAGCAUGCGCAGAAAGAACGCAACCAGACACCAUUCCGCUUCCCUGUUUACAUGAUAUAAUUUUACUUCUAAUCGGUUUGGGAAAAGGAAUAUUCCACCCCUGUGAAUCGGAAUGAAAUUCCAUUCGGUUUGGGCCUGUUCAUUCCGAAUGAGGUGUUUAUAUGGAACACAUGUAUUCGGUUUGAACAAAUAUUCCGAUUGUAAUUGGAAUAUUUGGCUCCAUGUAAACGUGGCAAAUGAUUGGACACCCACCUGACUUAAAUUGUUCGUUAAAAAUUGGUUUCAAAUGCUCUUUAAGUCUCCUUAGGCGGAGGGUUCACAUACUUAUUUUCCCCCUUCUGUCAUCGUUUGCAUGCUAUCCUCAUUAAAAUAUGAAAACCUAUAAAUGUUUGGGUGAUGAUGAUGAAACUUUUUGAUGAAACUAGUUACAACAUGGGUGGUUUUAGUUACAACAUACACUGUAUUUGCAUCUGUGUGAUUUUGACAAGAUUUGAUCACAUUUGACGGAGAUUUUAUGCAGAAAUGUGAGAAAUUCCAAAAAGUUCAGAUACUUUUUCAUACCACUGUACGUGUUUCGAUGCAUUUUUAUUCAUUAUAAAAGACAUGUCUGAAUUUGGGGGGGGCUUGGAACGGAUUAGGGCAUUUACAUGGAAAGCGCGUUUCAAUUUACAGAAUUUUCAAGUUACGAAACGACUUCCAGAACCAAUUUCGUAAGUAGAGGUAACACUGUCCAUUGUAUUCACUUUUAAAUGAAAUGCAUUUAAUUUGGCACACUUGAUCAGUCUUGUUGUUAAGAAACCAGCAGACUUUGUAACUCGGAGGACUUUGCCACUGUUUUCAAGUCAGUCAUGCUGAUGCAACACCACACUAAAAGUCCCUUGUGUGCGCAUGUGUGUCAUUCUCUCCCCUGGGUGUGUUUGUGUUCAAAUACCGACGAUCUGACACUCCACCCAAACUAUAAAAAUAUGUGUCAUGAUAAUUAUACUAAAAUGUGUGAAUAAAGGCAGAAGAAAGUCAAAGCUAAAAAAGCAAAAGUGUCACAAGGUUAGUGUGUCUCAUCGGCGCCGCCCACAUUCCCGUCGGCGUGUUUACGUCCAGAGUGCGGGAAGGUCGUGACCCCGUGGGUCGCCAGAGAUAGAAUUCAGCUGGGAUAUUUUUUUCAUGCGCUAAGAAACAAAAAUAUACAGUGCCCUCCAUAAUUAUUGGCAUCCCUGGUUAAGAUGUGUUUUUUAGCUUCUAAUAAUUUUUUUUAAUUCAAAUAAUAUGGGACCUUAUUGGAAAAAAAGAGAAAAUUCCAACCUUCAAUACAAGUGGAUUUAUUCAGUGGGGGAAAAAAUCCCACAUAAAGAAAUAAUUAUUUGACAUCAAAUAAAGAUGUCCCGAUCGAUCGGGUCCGAUCACGUCAUUUUCAAAGUAUCGGAAUCAGCAAAAAAAUAUCGGACAUGCCUUUUUUUAAUAUAUAUAUAUUUUUUAAUUAAAUCGUUUUCUAAUUGUAUUUAACGUUACAGACAAAAUGUCUUACAUUCAUCCAGAGUCUUUAGUUUUGGCUUAAAGUAGGGCUAUCAAAUUUAUCGCGUAAACAGCGGUAAUUAAUUUUUUAGAAAUUAAUCACGUUAAAAUAUUUAAUGCAAUUAACGCAUGCGCUGCACGACCCACUCACGCAUUGUCGCGUUCAAUCUAUAAUGGCGCCGUUUUACCUAUAUAUAAAGCUAACAGGCAAGAUAAAAUGAGUAGAGAGAAUUUUGGCAGUCUAUGGAGCCUCUUUUUAAUUGGCUAAAGCCUUAAAAUCCCUCUCUCAACAAUUAGAAAUAUCGUGGGAAGCAAUGUGGGGAAGAACGGUAGUGGUUGAUCUUUUCCUUAACACCCUAUGUGACUUCCCAACGCAGAGAAGAUAUAUCAAUUGGUGCCAUUACGCACAGUCAUAGUUACACUUCCCAUCAUGCAUUUGGGCAGAACAGUUAAAUGGCUACAGUAUCAUUUACUGAAAGCUCAACAAAUACACUAGAUGGCAAUAUUUAGUCACAAUAUACAAAGUCACAUUUAUCCUUUAAGAAUUACAAGUCUUUCUAUCCGUGGAUCCCUCUCACAGGAAGAAUGUUAAUAAUGUAAAUGCCAUCUUGAGGAUUUAUUGUCAUAACAAACAAAUACAGUACUUAUGUACUGUAUGUUGAAUGUAUAUAUUCGUCCGAGUUUUAUUCAUUUUUUUCUUAAUGCAUUGCCAAAAUGUAUAUGAUCUGGAAAAAUUAUCGGGAAUGAUUGGAAUUGAAUCGGGAGCACAAAAAAAAGCAAUCAGAUCAGGAAAUAUCGGGAUCGGCAGAUACUCAAACUAAAACGAUUGGGAUCGGAUCGGGAGCAAAAAAACAUGAUCGGAACAACCCUAACAUCAA